Molecule: messenger RNA, 1858 nt
Organism: Papaver somniferum (opium poppy)
Lineage: Eukaryota; Viridiplantae; Streptophyta; Magnoliopsida; Ranunculales; Papaveraceae
Product: cysteine desulfurase, mitochondrial-like
Exons: 1
Coding region: 150-1514 (454 amino acids)
Biological process (GO): [2Fe-2S] cluster assembly
Cellular component (GO): mitochondrion; cytosol
Molecular function (GO): pyridoxal phosphate binding; cysteine desulfurase activity
Source: RefSeq, a predicted model, not a curated record
UCACACGCAACCAAUAAACCUGAAAGGCCGAAACCAAGAUAAUCUUUUACAGCUUUACUCCUUAUUGAGUCAGUUAUUCAUCACUUUCUGCAGUUUAUAGAGCGAGAAUUCCCAAGCAAAACCCAGAAACAGCGAAAGAAAUUAAAGCCAUGGCAACGAAGCUCAUAGCUUCGAGAAUCCGCCAAACAUGUUGCCGAAAGAAAGUCGGAUCUUUACAACAACAGCUCAGGAAUUUCUCAAUCGCAGCUAUGAAAGAAGAAUACGAAGAUUCAGAAGGUAUUUCAAUGAAAGGGGUAAAAAUAUCAGGUAGACCACUUUAUUUAGAUAUACAAGCAACAUCACCAGUUGAUCCUAGGGUUUUAGAUUCUAUGCUUCCAUUCUAUAUCUCACGUUAUGGUAAUCCUCAUUCAAGAACUCAUCUUUAUGGUUGGGAAUCUGAUCAAGCUGUUGAAAAUGCUAGAUCACAAGUAGCAUCUUUAAUUAAAGCUUCUCCGAAAGAAAUUAUUUUUACAUCCGGUGCUACUGAAUCUAAUAACAUUUCAGUUAAGGGUUUAAUACAUUUUUACAAAGAUAAGAAAAGACAUGUAAUUACUACCCAAACUGAACAUAAAUGUGUUCUUGAUUCUUGUCGUCAUUUACAACAAGAGGGUUUUGAAAUUACUUAUUUACCAGUACGUAAUGACGGGAUUAUUGAUCUUCAAGGACUUAAAUCGGCUAUUAGGCCAGAUACAGGGCUUGUUUCUGUAAUGGCAGUGAAUAAUGAGAUUGGUGUUAUUCAACCUAUGGAAGAAAUUGGGAAAAUUUGUAAGGAAUUUAAUGUAGUGUUUCAUACUGAUGCAGCACAAGCGUUAGGUAAGAUUCCGAUUGAUGUUGAGAAGUGGAAUGUGAGUUUAAUGUCACUUAGUGGGCAUAAAGUUUAUGGUCCAAAAGGAGUCGGUGCACUGUAUAUGAGGAGAAGGCCGAGAGUUAGGGUUGAGGCACAAAUGAAUGGUGGAGGCCAAGAGAGAGGGAUUCGAAGUGGGACUGUACCGACUCCUUUAGUUGUUGGUAUGGGUGCUGCUUGUGAAUUGGCUAUGAAGGAAAUGGAAUAUGAUGAGAAAAGGAUUUCGGGUUUGCAGGAACUUCUGCUGAGUGGAAUUAGAUCUAAGAUUGACGGUGUUGUAGUAAAUGGGAGUACAGAAAACAGGUAUGCUGGGAAUUUGAAUUUAUCUUUUGCUUAUGUUGAAGGAGAGAGUUUGCUAAUGGGGUUGAAGGAAGUUGCAGUGUCUAGUGGUAGUGCUUGUACAAGUGCAAGUUUGGAACCAUCUUAUGUUUUGAGGGCUUUGGGUGUGGAAGAAGACAUGGCUCAUACUUCGAUUAGAUUUGGGAUUGGUAGGUUUACUACGGACGAGGAGAUUGAUCGUGCUGUGGAACUUACUGUUAGACAGGUGGAAAAAUUGAGAGAGAUGAGCCCUCUUUAUGAGAUGGUUAAAGAAGGGAUUGAUAUCAAAAGUAUCCAGUGGUCACAGCAUUAGUAAUUUGCUUAAUGUGUUGUUCUUGAGAUUUGGCAAUAAAUCUUAUUGUAUACACAGCAAAGGGAGAGCUAUAAUUGCUCAGAUGAACAUGGGGCUGCACUCACAAAUCAAUACGCAGGUUUCUUUCUUACGAAGUUCGCAUUCUCAUUCUCAUGAACUCUUGUACUCACUUUUUGUUUGCUGGGUAUGAAUUUUCGCAGUUAAAUUGGUAUCUUUUGGAUAUAUAAUCUUCUGUUUAUGUAUAUGUACAUAUAGCUUAACUUUUGAAUUAGCGUUUGGACAGUAAAUUGCUGAAGCUGGAUAUAUUACAUGAUUACUAGUGCCUACUCUUCUGGUUUUUAUUU